Molecule: messenger RNA, 3024 nt
Organism: Antechinus flavipes (yellow-footed antechinus)
Lineage: Eukaryota; Metazoa; Chordata; Mammalia; Dasyuromorphia; Dasyuridae
Product: UPF0461 protein C5orf24 homolog
Exons: 3
Coding region: 91-690 (199 amino acids)
Biological process (GO): cilium assembly; tetrahydrobiopterin biosynthetic process
Cellular component (GO): cilium
Molecular function (GO): 4-alpha-hydroxytetrahydrobiopterin dehydratase activity
Source: RefSeq, a predicted model, not a curated record
GCAGAUGGGAGCGCCGUAUCCUCUGUCUAUCGGGGCUGUGGGGCGCCCAGUGCGCAUCUGAGUCUGGGGACGGAGAUCCCUGGUUGCAAGAUGGAGAUUAAGCCGCCAGGGAGGACCCAGGAGGUGCUGCAGCUUCACCCGGGGGCCUGGGGUGAGGGGCUCUGUGCCUCUUCGGAGCCUCCAACAGCCUUUGCAGCUUGGGGAAAUCCGUCAGAUUGGAAAAUGAUGCAUCCUGUUGCCAGUGGUAAUACUGCUUUCUGUGGGCCUGGCAAGGCGUCCUGCCUCAAUGAAGACAAUAUGAGAGCUGCUGAUCAAUUUGACUUAUAUUCCUCUCAGCAAAGCAAAUACAGCCAUACAGUCAGCCACAAACCAAUUGCUUGCCAGAGGCAAGACCCACUAAAUGAAACACACUUGCAGGCCACAAGUGGCAGAAACAUAGAGACAAAAGAUGAACUCAAGAAAAAGAAAAACCUCAAUCGAUCUGGGAAACGUGGCAGACCCUCGGGGACCACCAAGUCAGCAGGAUACAGAACCAGCACUGGACGACCCCUUGGAACCACCAAAGCAGCUGGAUUUAAGACAAGUCCAGGCAGACCUUUGGGUACAACUAAAGCUGCAGGAUACAAAGUCAGCCCAGGGAGACCUCCAGGAAAAAAGCAGCAAGCCUUCAGGUGUUCCAGUGAUGCCUGACACAUAAUGAGCUGGACUUUAUGCUGUGCUUUACAGUAAGAGGUGUUGAAUUAUAUGUGGGGACUAUUUGUGCACUGGCAACUAAGACAUUGAACCUCAACAAUCUUAGCAUUGCACAGACCAUAUAGAACAAUUUUAAAUGGCUACAUAUUGAUUUGUAACCUAAUGGCAGCUAAUUGCUACUAAACCAGACUUUCUUCAGGUCAAGGCUUUUCAUUCUGGUACUAUGUUCUAUUUCUUAACAAAUUUAAAUAUAAAACUCUUUAUUUACUCAGAACAGUGUAACUUCUGACACACAAAUGCUUUUAUUGUCAUUAACACUCACAAUGUAAUUGUCAUUUAGCUGUUUCAUUUGAUAAUGUAGUGUUUUGAAAUUUUUGAACUAGUUUGGAAAACAUUUAUUUAAUUGAAUGACAUAAUUGUGGGAAUGAUACAUUUUACUGGCAAAGAUUUGGUUGCAUGUUGCUUUUAUGUUUUAAAGUAAAAUUCACUUCUUUUCUGUCGGUUUCUUUUUAUCCUUCAUUUUGUUUCUUCCUUUUAUGCAUCUACUCAGUGGUGCUGUGCUGUGUGUCAGAAGGCAAUACAGAUGUAUUAUUGUUAUAUUAGUAUAAUGGACUUUGUAUUCCAAUAUAUUGAAAGAGUAAAAUCAGCUAAAGAAAAAAAUAUAUAUAUAGAUAUAUAUUAUGGUGUUUAUUAAUGAUAUCAGGAAAAAAAGUGGGGAAAUGACAACAGUUAUGGAUAAUACCAAUUAGAACCCUACUUUUGCAGUUCAUAUGAAAAGCUGCCUAGAGAAUUGGAUUUGUGCACUGCUGAACAUCUGAUUCCAGUUUCUCUUGAACAAUUUAUUGGUGUCAUGAUGAAGAAAAAGAAGUCUAAGAGAAUGAAGUCUUAAAUUUUGCUUCUGUAUAUUCUAUCAAGUACGUUGUGGGUUGUUUGUUGUUGUUGUUUCUUUUUUUUUGUAACACUGUCUUUUGUCAUGAUAAACACUGAAAUAGCAUGUUAAAAACUGCCUAUACUUUGAAAUAGUCAAUGAGAAAAGGCUUUUUCCCCCAUAAUAUGAUUGUUUUUUGAAACAUGAAUUGCUCAUUUUAUAUUAUUGUAACUCUGCUUUUCAUAAAAUAGGAUUCACUGUUCUGUAUUAACACUGUUGGGUCAGAAUAUGAUCUAAAGUACAAAUAAUUUUGUUUUAAUGUUUUUCUUUUUCAACAUAUUUUUAUGCCUUAUUUAUGAAUAAAUGAAUGAUUUAGUAUCUUAAAUAAGGGGCUAACACAUAUGUUAAUUACUCUGAUUUUGCCAUCAAAAUGAAUUUUGCUUACCUAAUUUUUGGGAUCAGAUGAAAUCUCAAGUCUUGCACUGGAUAUUUAAAAAAUAUUGGUACCAUGUUUUGGCGGGAAAAAAAUUAAUAGAAUAUUGACAGAAGGCUGAUAUUUAAUAUAUUGGUUUCUUUUUAAAAUCCAGUUUCAGAGUGACCAUACAAAAGACCUUUCUUUACAUUAUCCUUAAUUUUAAAGAUAACUAUUUAUCAAAGUAAUUUACCCAUCCAAACAAAUUGAUUUGUAUUUGUAUGGAUGAAUAGCAGCAAUUAUAUGCAUAAUCAUUCUAAAACAGAAUCUGACGAUCUUUUUGAGUUUCUUUAAAACAAAAACAAGCCCUGGACCUAGUUGAUGAAUCAUAUGUCCAUUGUAAGAAUAACUUAUGAUAUGUUUUAAAAACAUGCUUUACUUUUACAUAAUAAAAAGCUUUAAAGACAGACAAUUCAGGUGCUUGUAGUAGUAACUGCAACUUCAUUACUAAUAGAUGUGUAAUAAAAUUUUAUCAUGCUUUUUCAGUAAAAUUGAAUGAUUCAGAAUACUUGUUCAAAAGAUUUUUCAUUUCUGGACAGGUUUUGUUCCCUCUAUAUUCUUAUAUUAUCGUAGUAUCCAUAUUUUAAAAUAUUGCUUAAUUAUAUGUUUAUAAAUGUUAGUAUGUAUCAGUCUUUUUUUUAAGUAGAUAUAUAUGGCUAUGAUCACAGAUGUUGAUUUAAUUUUUGAGAAUUAAAUGAUAAAGUAAAAUCAUUGGAAUUUUGUUUUGUAAUCAGACCAUUUUGAUUCUUUAAUUUUUUAUUAUUUAGUUUUCCCACAGAUGAUAUGGAUGAAAUAAUUACCAGCUAACUAAUAUCAGCACACUGUCCUCUGCUGUAAAAAGUCUGAUAGAUACUGUGUAUGUUUUUAUGUCCAUGAACUUGAGCUACUCGUGUGCAAUUAUGUGUAUAGGAAUGGAGUAGUGUUCAUGAUUUGUAUCUACAUCAUCAUAUGGAUGUAUAUUUAUUAAUAAAGUCAUUGCUUUAAAACCAAA